Mercenaria mercenaria is the source of this 1782-nucleotide messenger RNA. RefSeq lists its product as uncharacterized. Lineage: Eukaryota; Metazoa; Mollusca; Bivalvia; Venerida; Veneridae. The record is from RefSeq and is a predicted model, not a curated record. The coding region runs from base 1 to 1782 and encodes 593 amino acids. The transcript has 2 exons.
AUGUGCGCAACUGACGAAACUAAAAAACACGAGCUUGAACUGGCGCGCAAAGAAAUAGAAAUUAAACAGCAAGAACUUGAAUAUCAGUGUGAAUUAGAGCAAGCGCGUAUUGAAGAAUCGGUCUGGCACGAGGCAUUGGAGGAAGAAACUGGUGAGCACGUGCAAGAUUCGUCAUAUGUGAAGCAGACGACAGUAAAUGAUUUCACUUCCGGUCAUGAACAGUCUGAUAAGAACAUAAGAAGUGCACACGACGACUGUGUAAUUAUAAAUACACCUAACAACACUCAUUUGGUAACGGAGCAACGUAAGAAUGGAUCAAUGAAUCAGAAUGCACAUCCAUCUGAGAAUGUAGUCACGAGCGUUUUGAGAAAUACAGACACUAAUGUUUUGAGAAAUACAGACACUAGCAUAGAAUCAGCUUUUCAGUUGCUGGCAAAUACGUUACAAGAAGGAUUCAACUUACCAAAGCCGGAGCUCCUGAGAUUCAGCGGUUCAACAUUGGAAUACUGCAAAUUUGUGAAUAACUUUGAAACAAACAUUGACUGUAAAGUUCGUGACGACAGGUUACGACUUAGUUACUUGAUACAAUACUGUGACGGAGAGGCAAAGAGUGCAAUAGAAGACUGUGUACUACUGAGUCCAAGUGAAGGUUAUAAACGAGCAAGAGACAUUUUGUACUCACGGUACGGUAGGCCACAUAACAUUGCUAGAACUUAUGUAGAUAAAAUUGUUAAUGGUCAUUCCUUAAAGGCAUCUGACACUAAUGGUCUUUCAGAUUUAGCACUUGAGAUGAGAAAAUGUGAAAUUACUUUGUCUCAGUUAGGAUUUAAGUCAGAUAUAGAUAACACAGACAACUUACGUCGCAUUGUUAGACGUUUGCCUAUGCACGUCCGCGGUAAACGGGUAGAUAUUGCACACUCAAUUACUGAGUCUGGUAGGGAACCGGGCUUUUCAGAUCUAGUGAAAUUUGUAGAAGAAAAGGCUCGAAUCGCCACUUCCCUAUAUGGCCUUGACCUUGCAAAUGAGAAGAGUCAUGGUAAGAUUGUUGAAGAUCGAACCUUUAAGUCAAAGCCAAGUCCUGCACCUCGUAGAAAUAAUGCUGUCAGUUUUGCUACGAAUAGUGCAGUAAACAAUUCUAUGUAUAAGCCGUCACGUAAGUGCUAUUGUUGUUCAGGUAGUUGUAAAGAUUUAGCUUCAUGUACGAAAUUUACAGCCAUGAAUUUAAAUGACAGGGAACAGUUUGUAAAAAAGAACAGACUUUGUUUCAAUUGUUUAAAGGGCAAACAUUUUUCUAACGUUUGUAGAAAACCUACUGGGUGCAAUGUAACAGAAUGUAAAUCUAGACACCACUUUCUUUUACAUAGUUGGGUAGAUAGUAAAUCUGAUCACACAAAUCAACAAUCCGUCGUAAAUUGCGCAACUAAAAGCGGAUCUUGUGUGAAGAACUGUUUAGGUAUAAUACCUGUACUUGUUAGAGGUAAAAGUGGGACAUACUGCAAGACUUAUGCUUUGCUUGACGAGGGAGCUGACCAGACAUUAUGUGAUGAACGAUUGUUGAAAAUGCUGAACCUAACCUCUAAACCUGUGACGUUCAAGAUGUCUACAGCAAGCUCUUCCGGUAUUAUCGUCGAAGGACAGGAAGUUGAGCUGCACGUGCAACCGGCGUCAGGUGGUAACGACGUUACGUUGAGAAAAGUUUGGUCAGUAAAAUCUCUUCCAGUAUCAACUAGAUCUGCUGCGAGAAACACGACAUCAGAGAUCUACCAUAUUUAUAUAAGAUAG